AUGCAACAAAAAUGGAAAUGCAUUAUUGCGAAUUGGAUCAACUGUUAUUUCUAUGAUAACAACAAUAAAAAUUAUUUUGAAUUGAGCCACGAAUCUUUGUUAAACAUCAUAUAUCAGUUACGAGAAAAUUUUAAACUGGAUGAGUCGAAAUCUUCCAUUUUUAGUGGACAUUCUCUGGAGGAGUUUAUAGAGGAAAAGUAUCCUGGAUUUAAAUUUGAAAGUGGUACCGUUGAAGCGAAUAACGAAGAAGAAACUUACAUAGCCGCAUCUCUCUUGCUUUUCUUUGUUUGUGUUAAUUCUAAAGAUGUGGAUAUUAAGAGUGCUAUGUGUAGCAAACUCAGUACUAGUGAUCAAGAAAUAAUAUUAAAGUUUAGUAAAAGUUUAAUGAAGUGUUCAUUAGUUUCUUCCAGUGAUGUGAUUGCAGCAAUAACAGAAGCCUGUGGUCCAGACAUGGCGAACGGUGAAGGGGGCAGCGGUGAAGUAACUGUGGCGGAAACGCCACCUGCAUUGCGCUCAUUGCACGGUGAAGUCAGACGACUACAGGCGGCGCUGGAUGCGGAGAGGUUCGAUCGAAAUUACUUGCAGGACGAGCUCACCAGGACCAACUUGAAGCUUGAAAAAUUGUUAAAAGAUAAAGAAAAGUAUAAACUAGAUAUUGUCAAUCUGAAAGCAAAAAUUUCAAUGUGCUGUGGUCAAGAGGCAGAGGCGCGACGAGGAGAAACUGAGAGCAGUGAGACAGCAAAGUUCACGAAACAAUUAGAGCAGAUGGAGCAGCGUAUGAUUGACUCACAAGAGCAGUUAGAAGAGGCACAGCACGAGAGAGAUAUGCUUAAAGCAAAGCUGGAUGAAUUAAAAGGUGAAUGUGAUAGAUUACUAAUGGUAAACCAACAAGAAACUUCCCGGGCCGCCCAGCUGGCUGACGAGUUGGAGGCAGAGAAGAGGCAGAGUCAGGCUCUACGCGAGCUUGUAGUGGAACUUAGGCAGCAUAAUCAUCGGAAUGGACUGGACUCCAGUAUGCUUGAAUGUGAUGACCCUGACACUAGCGUGUCCUCUUUACAACGUAGUUUCUCUGUCUGUAGUGAAGUGUGUGCAAAUGUAGUAGAAGUUCAGUUAGGCGAAGAACGAGCAAAAAGUUUAGCUUUAAAACAGCAAGUUCAAAUGUUACAGGACCAAAUUAAUGAACAACUGCAAACUAUCGAAAAUUUUAAAGCAACUAUUGCUGAUAAAAAUGAUAAUAUAUUCAAUCUCAAACUUCGUAUCAAUGAACAAAUUGAAGAAAAAAAUAAUUUGAAGCGUUACUUCGACUGUGAAGUUACUAAACUAAAUAAUUCAGUAAAUGAAUUGGAACAAAAAAUCAAAGACGACAGUGAACACUCUAGGCGGAUUAUAGACAAAAAGAUGCAAGAAAUUCAAGCUAUACAAGAAGAAAAAUUGUCCCUUCUUCAAAGCUUGUCAGAUGAAACUACGAAAUUAGAAAAUAUAAUUAAAGACUUAAAGAUCGAAAUUGAUGUAGAAAGGACAUCAAAAAUUAAAAUGAGAGAUGAUUAUGAAAAUCACAUAAUGAAGUUAAAAGAAAAAGUCUUAAAUAGAAACAACGAGUUGGUAGAAUUACAAAACAAUGUCUUACAGAAGAGCGAAAUGAUUGAACAGCUUAGCUUAGAAUUAAGAAAAGAAAGAGAAAUAAAAGAUGAAACAGUCAAUAAACACAAUAAUGACUUGGCAUUUUUAAAUGCACAGAAAAUUAGUGUUGAAAAUGACCUACAAAAUAAAUGUACAGAAGUAACAGAAUUGUUAAAACAAAUACGUCAACGAGAUACUUGCAUUGAAGACAUGGCUAAAGACCUAAAAUAUGCUAAAGAGUCAGCUUCCAAGUUAAUUGAAGACUGUAAAAUUUUGGAAGAAAUUAAGCAGACCUUACUUAAUGAUAUACAAAAUCGUGAGAGCAGUGCUCAGAAAAUGCGUAAAGAAUUUGAAAAUCUUACAAAUAAGCACUGUGAAGAGAAAGAUAAGCUUCAGUACAAAUUUGACGAAAUGUGUGCUAUGGUUAAUUCACUACAGACACAAUUACAAGAUGAAAUUGAUUUCAAAAUUAGAAUACAACAUGAGCUUGAAAAUGCGCAGGGUGUGGUCACAAAGCUUUCAAAUACUAACACAAAACUGCAUUCGGAACUGACAGAAAUGACUUCUAAAUUGCAAGAAAAUCAUGGAAUUCUCAAGGAAAAGGAAUUAUUUUUGAAUGAAGAGAAAGAAAAAUACAUCAGGCUCAAACAAGAGUAUGAUCAUGUUAAAGUUGAAUUGGAUAAACUAUCUAAUGAUGUUGCCUUAAAAGAUAAAACAAUUCAGGAAUGUGAAGAUAAAUUGCAAAAACUUAAUCAAUCAUUACAGGAAGAAGUUUCUAAUAAAGAAAAAAUAAUUGAUUCAUUGAAAGAAGAUUUAAAACAUGUCAUUACACAAAAGGAAACUCUUCAAGAUUCUAUUAAAACAUUGAGCUUUGAGAACAACAAAUUGGUUAAAAGUUUCAAUGAAAAAUGUAGUUAUGUAUCACUAUUGGAAUCGGAACGCGAAACUUUAUCACAAAAAAUGGAAGAAAAAGGAGCAACUAUUCAUAUGUUGGAACAAAAGCUCAAUGAUAAAAUGUUAGCUUUCGUGCAAAUUGAAGAUAAUUUUAGGAUUGAAAUAUCGAAACUUGUUACAAAAGUAAGUGAAACUGAAAAAAUGCUAAAAGAAGUUAGAACACAGUCAGAUAGCAUAAUUGAAAACAAUGAAUCACGGAUACAAAAACUUAAUGGUGAUAUCUUUAAGUUACAAGGCCAAAUUGAGGCUAGUGUAAAAGAAAAAACUAAACUUGAAAGCGAGAAGGAAAGAUUAGAGCAGAAAUUAGAAGAAAUAACUUUAUACAACAGUAACAUCGUAAGGGAAUGUCAAGACAAUUGUAAAACUAUGGAAAAACACCUUGAAAAUCUAAAGCAUGAAAUAGUUGUCAAAGAUAAAGAAAUAAAUGAUUUAACUAGAAAAAACAUUUUAUUAUCUUCUUCUAUUACGGAAAAAGAAAAAGAACUAUCCAUCUUACAAGAUUCAAAUCAAGAGUGGCAAACAAAAAAGGAUAUUAUGGAUGAAUAUUUAAAGAAUGAAAAAGAUAGACUGCACACGAUGCUGGAAGAACAAAUAAAUAAAAACAAAGAAAUCGAAGAAGAGUUAAAAGUUAAAGCACAAACAAUAUAUAGACUAGAAGAAAAACUUAAGGCUUUUGAAAGUAAUAUCGGAACAUUAGAAAAAGAAAAAGAAAAUUAUUUAACUAUUUUGGCUAAGCUAGAAAAACAACAAAAUGAAAUUGAAAAUGAGAAGACAUGUUUGGAAAGAGAAAGAGAAAGAUUAAUCAUAGAAAGAAAUGAAGUACAAUCAAAGUUAGUAACACUAAAGAAGGAAUUUGGUGAUGUAGAAAGUGAAAUGAUUAAAUUGAAAGAAGAAAAAUUAGAAUUAUUACAUGUAAUUGAAAAAAAUAAGUCUGUAAUAUCUGAAAUGGAGAAGAAUAUUCAAAGUGGGUUAAAUGAUAAAGAAGAACUUUGUCAUGCAUUAACAGUUGAGAAAUCUAAACUCAGCACUGAAUGUACUUUAUUGCAAGAACAACAAGUGAAAGAUGCAGAAAAAAUAGAAAAACUAUCUAAAGAAUUAAAUGAAUAUCAAAAAGAGUUGAAUACAUACAGUAAUAAGAUCCAAUACUUAGAAAAGGCAAAAACCGAACAAGACAGUGUUAUUACAACUAUGGAACAACAAAAGCAUUGUCUUGAAAUUGAAAAAGAGCAUUUAAUGAAUGAGAAAAUAAAUUAUUUGAACGAAAUUACUAAACUGGAAGAAGAAAUGGAUGUGUUGAAAAAUACCGAAAUACCUAAGCUGAGAGAAGAGAACCUAUGUUUGAGUAACAUAAUUGAAGAAAAUAAAAUAGCUAUAGAUGUUCUAGAAAAGCGCUUAGAACACGAAUUGGGACAAAAUGAUAAACUGCGCCAAAAUUAUGAUUCCGAUAAAAUAAACGUUUUGAGUAAAUGCGAUUCUUUACAAAAAAAUAUUGAUAAAAUGGAACAGGAACUUAAAAAUCGAAAUAUCCAAUUGAAAGAGCUCAAAGGCGAAUUAGAAGUAUAUAUUUCUAAGGCUAAAACAUUCGAAGAAGAGCUGAAACGGAGCAAAAGGGAGUUUAUUAAGAUUAAUGAAGAAAGGGAUAUAAAGUUGCAAGAUUUAACAAAAGAUUUGGAAAGUGAAAGGACAAUAACAUUACAAUACAAGAAAGAAAUUGAAUCCAAAGACGAUAUUAUUUCUGAUUUGAAACAACAGUUGGUUGAAAUUGAGACAGCAAAGAAAGAAUUAGAAACUUUGAGAAUAGAAAAGGAAGAGUUUACUGAAACUUUAAGAAGAAAAGAGGAAGAAUGUACUUUAUUGCAAAGUGAAAAUGAUGAAUGGAAAAUCAAAAAAGAUAUGUUAGAAGUAGAAUUUAAAAGUGAAAAGAAUGCUCUAGAACAUGCACUUAAACUUCAAAUGGAAAAUAAUCAAAAACUAGAAAGUAAUUUACAGCUAAAAGAAGAAUAUUUAAAGGAAAUUGAAGAGAAAUUGAAACUCCAUGAUAUUACUAUAAAUGAAUUACAAAGUUGUAAUAGUGUUCAAGAUAAACUUGUUUUAGAUUUGGAGCAGGAAACGAUUAAAUUAAAGGACGAAAACGAGGCACUUGAAAGUGAAAAAUGUAUAUUGGUUCAAAAGAAAAAUGAAUACAUGACAAAAUUAAAUAAAUUGCAGACCGAGUUUGACAUACUCAAAAACGAAGAACUGACUAAAUUAAAGGAAGAAAACUUGCAAUUGACUAGUAUUGUAGAAAACAACAAUACUGUGAUAUCUACUUUGGAAAGGCUUAUAAAGAAGGAAUUAGAACAGAACGAAGUUUUACGUAAGGACUUUAGUUUGGAAAAGUUGGAACUUGUUCAAAAAUGUAAAUUUUUGCAAGAAGAUCAUACAAAAGUAGAACAAGAACUUGAAAAGAGAAAUACUGAAAUUAAUGCACUAAAAGAAGAAAUAAGAGUAGUGACAUUAGAAGCUAAGUGCCGUGAAGAAAAUUUAAGAUAUAAUAAUGAACAAUUGACAAAAAUAAUAGAAGAAAAAGAUGCAACUAUACUUCAAAUGAAUGAAGUAUUAUUAAAAGAAAAAAUAUUUAGAGAAGAAUAUCAAAAACAAAUAGAAUUAAAAGAAAACAACAUUUACGAAUUGCAACAGAAAUUGAAGGGACUUGAAGAUGAGGUGGAUGUUUUAAGAACUGAAAAUAAACAGUUGUUUAAACAUGUCAAACAAAUCGAAUCAAAUGCUGCUUCUAGCCAGGAAAAAUCUCAAAAUCAACAGUGUUGUAGCCAAGCCGAGAAAUAUCAAUGUGAUCUUCACUCUAAGGUAGAUACCACAUCUUCCACAAAUCACACACAUUCAUCCGUGGAGAGUAACAAAACCAUAUCGGAUUUAGAGAAAAUAUUGAAUGAUAAAAAUAGAACAAUAACUACUCUGCAAACUGAUAUUACGUUUUUGAAGUCAUUGUUGGCAGAAUCAGAAAAUAAAGUCUUAGAUGUGUCUAAAGAGUUGGAAAUAAGCAAAGAGAACUGUCAACAACUGUCAAAUCAACUCAAGAAAAUCGUCUAUCAAAAGAACGAAGAAAUAAGUGAACUCAAAAAGCAGGUAUCCAAAAUGAGCGCUACAGAAAAUCGCGCCAGCCAAAUAAUUAGAGUGUCUGCUAAGUAUCAGGAAAUAAUACUAAAGCGAAUCGCUGAAAUUAAAUGCAAUACUGUUUUAAAAGAGUUGACGAACUUCGGUAACACGGCUAACUGUGACAAUGAUUUGAAACGCAGUUUAAAUGCGGGUACUAUCACAAUGGAGGACUUGGAGAACUUCCUGGAGACAACCGAUAGGCAUUUAAGGCGAUGCUCGGAGAAGCGAAUCGCUUUGCAGAAGGAAAGGGACAGAUUGGUCGAGGUGAAUAGAAUAAACGAAUCAGAAAUAAUCAACAUAAAGAAGUUUUUAACUGAGUUAUCUGUCAGUGUAAAAACUUUCAACUCCGUUAAAGAUGUCUACACACAAAAGUUGAGCAGGGUCGUGUCCAUACAAAGGACUGUGAGGCGAGAGGUACUGAGCAUGGAGGGUCGUUUGACCGAUUCGGCAAUGUGUAAACUUGAGAGAGGUUAUGCGGCGGUCUUGCAGGAUCUUGUCGAAUGCACUAUGAAUCUUGAAAGGUGGGUGGAGAGGAGUAUAGGCAGAGCGAUAUCUGCCGAGAAAAUUAAACAAGCGUUCACGAGUGAAAAUGAGCGCGCUUCGCUCGCCCCCUCCACUUUCCAGAACGCGAGUCUGGAAGUACAAAUGGACGAGUUGGAAAAAUCCUUCCAUAAGCUUUUAGAAGAAGUUGCGCGCGCACAGAGAGGGGAUGGAGCUAAGGACACGCAAUCUCUGACCGUGCAGGAACUCCGCGCCGAAUACGAGGACAAACUCACCAGGAUGAAAGCUAAAAUGAAAGAGUUAUACUACGAGCAGAUAGAUAUUUUCAAAGCGAAACAGAGGGAGGAGAUAAUUAUGCUCGAACAGGAGUUGCAAAAGACUCGCGAUAAAUUAGAGGAGUCAAGUAAAGCUUAUGAGGAACAUAUCCGGUCAUUAUCGAUUGAGUUAUGGAAGUUAGGAGAGAAGUUUUUAAACAAGAAAGACGAAGCAGAAUGGCUGAGACGUAAGCAGCGCUCCGAGUCACUCAUGUCUCUACAGCAUGUGCACUCGACCGGUCUCGUUGCUCAGCCUGAAGUGUCGUCAAGGGCAUCCGAUACUCAUUCCUUGCGGUCUCUUCCAGUGAAUAUAAACAAAAAACGCGUGGGUUGUGGACUGCACAUGUCUGACGAAGAGGGUGAAGUGUUCGACAACCGUUGUCUGCGUGAGCUGGAAACUCCGCGACGUUCCUCGCCACAGCGGCUGUCGGAGCUGCGCUACAGGAACUCGCUGUGUCCGCCGCACCUCAAGAGUUCGUACCCCGCCGAAACACAGUUCGUGCCAGCACUCCACGAGGAAGACAUCAAGGCUGGUCCCACAAACUCCUCUGUAGGAGUACGCCAACAAAGGAAGGAGGUGGGAAUCACGGCGUAUAAGAAACCCGGCCCGCCCACGCCGAGCAAGCAAGCCGGGAGAUUAUCUGCAACGGAUUCGGAACUCCGGGAGUCAGUUCGUGUGGAGGCGGAUCCCCAUGCAUCGCGCAAGACCACGACUCCCUCACGGCUGCGUUCAUUUUUCGGUACUGCUAGGAACGACGCAGUUGAAGGAACACCACGCAGCAGAAGAUUGAGUAAUUUCUUCAGAAAAAAAUGA
Messenger RNA from Parnassius apollo (apollo), 7359 nucleotides. Lineage: Eukaryota; Metazoa; Arthropoda; Insecta; Lepidoptera; Papilionidae. The record is from the annotation of a GenBank genome assembly.